CGGAAAAUUUGUAAACAAACAAUUUUUUUUAACAAAAACACUGAUUCGCCACUCGCCUGCCCCGGCUUAUCUGUUGCUCCUGCCGCUUUACUUUUUGUGUGACUGCUGCUGUUGGAAAUAAAGUGUGGGCAUUGUACUUCCCAAAAAUGAUUGCCGGUGGACACGGGGAUCCAAAUCCCAACACAUCCUGGCUAGAUUCACGCGGACUGUGGCUCGCGUACGUGCUGGGUAUCCUGAUGUUUCACAUCGUGCUGCUGGCGAUACCGUUCGUGCAGAUUCCGUACGCCUGGACCAUCACAAAUGUGACGCACAAUUUGGCACAUCUUUACUUUCUGCACUCGAUAAAGGGAGCCCCUUGGAUGAGCAUUGAUGCGGGCGAAAGCCGUAGGUACACCCACUGGGAGCAGAUUAACUGUGGAGAACAGUUUACGGCAACUAGGAAGUUUCUCACAGCGGCCCCUAUUGUGCUCUUUCUGCUCACGUGUCUGUACACACGCAAUGAUGUCGAACACUUUAUCGUCAAUUUUAUUUCCUUGGCGGUAGUGCUGGUUCCAAAAUUGCCACAAUUCCAUGGCGUACGUCUGUUUGGUAUCAACAAAUAUUGAACCAACUCACAGGAGAGAAGAAAAUCAACGUUCACAGGGUACCAAAUCGCGCAUCGAUUGGCGAACCGAGUUUGCGGUUCGACAAUGGACUGGCAAACAGAAGGCAUGUCUCAAAUUGUAACCGUUGGACUUCACUAUCUGGGUACUGUAUAUUUUAAAGAGAGAUAUAGUUUAUCAUAAUCGUGUGUGUGCUCAUUGCUUGCGAACUAAUAUUUGGCAUUCCACUCGUAAGUUCCGUUGAAACUGAGAGGCACCAUGUUAUACGAUUGAGAUUGUCAGUGUACUGUAACGCAAAAAGAAGCUGUUCUUUUAAAGAUGUAUAUUGUGAUUAUUGUCAAAUAAAUCUCAUGAACGCUAUCAGUCA
Anopheles aquasalis is the source of this 969-nucleotide messenger RNA. It is a transcript of the gene ORMDL, whose product is annotated as sphingolipid biosynthesis regulator orosomucoid 1-like. Gene Ontology annotation, cellular component: endoplasmic reticulum membrane. The record is from RefSeq and is a predicted model, not a curated record. NCBI's taxonomy places the organism in Eukaryota, Metazoa, Arthropoda, Insecta, Diptera, Culicidae.